Pseudoliparis swirei is the source of this 4371-nucleotide messenger RNA. It is a transcript of the gene adra2b, whose product is annotated as adrenoceptor alpha 2B. Gene Ontology annotation, cellular component: membrane. Gene Ontology annotation, biological process: adenylate cyclase-activating adrenergic receptor signaling pathway. The transcript has 2 exons. The record is from RefSeq and is a predicted model, not a curated record. Gene Ontology annotation, molecular function: G protein-coupled receptor activity. NCBI's taxonomy places the organism in Eukaryota, Metazoa, Chordata, Actinopteri, Perciformes, Liparidae. Bases 150 to 1745 code for a protein of 531 amino acids.
UAAAUUGAAAAGCAGUGAUCCGCGUCUUCACUUUUUAAAAUGGACUUGAAAGAGCUGCCGUGGAGGAUGCAAGAGGUCUACGGUUUGGAAACGACGCAGGGACGAAAAGCCAGCAACUGAGACUCCUGGACCAACACGCUUCUCCCAGCAUGGCCUCAGCCCUGGAGAACAGCUGCUCCAUGGAGCUGAGCGGCUGGAACAGCAGCAGCGCGAGCGGCGCCGGCGCCUCGGUGCCCUGCAACCAGAGCAUCCUGAAGCUCGCCCCUUACUCCCCGGAAGCCACGGCGGCCUUCGCCACUGCCAUAACCUUGAUGGUCAUCUUCACCAUCGUGGGGAACAUCAUGGUCAUCAUAGCCGUUCUGACGAGCCGGGCUCUCCGGGGACCGCAGAAUCUGUUCCUCGUGUCUCUGGCCGCCGCGGACAUCCUGGUGGCCACACUCAUCAUCCCCUUCUCCCUGGCCAACGAGCUGCUCGGCUACUGGUACUUCAAAUCCUUGUGGUGCGAGAUCUACCUGGCGCUGGACGUGCUGUUCUGCACCUCCUCCAUCGUGCACCUGUGCGCCAUCUCGCUGGACCGCUACCUGUCGAUUUCCCGGGUGACGUACGGCCGCCAACGGACCCCCAAACGCAUCAAAGCCGCCAUCGUGGUGGUGUGGCUCAUCGCCGCCACCAUCUCCUUCCCGCCCCUGCUCUCGCUGAACAAAAGCGAAGGAGGGGAGGAGGGCAGCGAGAGAGGCCCCCAGUGCCAGCUGAACGACGAGCGCUGGUACAUCCUCUACUCCACCAUCGGCUCCUUCUUCGCGCCGUGCGUCAUCAUGAUCCUGGUCUACGUGAGAAUCUACCAGAUCGCCAAGCAGAGGACGCGCUGCCCGCCGGGAGAGCCCCGGAAGGACGGAGUGGUCUCCGCCAAGCCGGGUCAGCCCCCUCAACACGUGGAAGCCAACGGGAAGGAGGAGGAAGAGAGCACGCCCCCUUCAUCCAACAAGACCUCCAACAUCAGACCCCCCACCCUUGCCGUCACCCCUUCCCCUCACCUAGGGAACACUCAAACCACCCAGAGUCCCGCCUCCAUUAACCUAUUGCAACCUCCCUCCCCUUCUCUAGCCAUGACCCCUCUCAUGACCUCCAUUGACACCUCUCCCCGCGAGCCCUCGAGCCCCACCUCCUCCGUGCCACAGCCCGCCCCUGCCAAUCCUAACGAGAAGAAGGGGAAGAAGGGGAAGAAGAUCAAGCAGCAGGUAUGUAAAAAAGCCGACAACAACAACGGCGACAGCUCGACCACAGAGAGCGACAACGAGCACAGCCACGGCGGAGGCCACGGUGGCGCCAGCAUGCCGGGGUCACCGGGCGGGAUCCACUCUCCGGCCUCGGUCAAGCUCUACCGGGACAUGAUCGUUAACUCGAAGGGGAGUCGGCUGGUGCCCGGAAGUAAGUCCAAGACAGACAACAACCCCGGGACGGCGAGGCGCAAAGCGAUGGUCAACCGCGAGAAGCGGUUCACGUUCGUCCUGGCGGUGGUCAUCGGCGUCUUCGUGGUGUGCUGGUUCCCGUUCUUCUUCUCCUACUCCCUGCAGGCCGUGUGCCCGGAGACGUGCGUCAUCCCCGGGCCGCUCUUCACGUUUUUCUUCUGGAUCGGCUACUGCAACUCCUCGCUCAACCCGGUCAUCUACACCAUCUUCAACAAAGACUUUAGAAAGGCCUUCAAAAAGAUAGUGUGCAGAAGCACCAAGGGCACUUUCUUUUAGCAGAAACACGCACUGGACACGCACACAGAGGAAAGAAAUGCAAUUUUUUGAGGCAUGGUAGAAAAUAAAUAAUUUCCAUUUUUUCCAGAAAACUCAAAGGGCUGACUCUUUUUUACAAGCCCCAGUGUGUACGAAAAAGGCAACUUUGACUGUGAAACGGCAGCUUGCAGCAGACACACACACACACACAUAUACUUUUUUACAAGAUGUGGGUGGACAGCAGGACAUGGAGUCUGGAGUAAUUUCGCUUUGAUUUCAAAGUUUUAUCUCCGGAUCACAUUUGACUACAUGAUGCUCCGCGGUGCAGAAAAAGGCCAGAGGGGUGUAAGAAAAACCACUGAGAAUUAAUUGAAAUAGAAGACAGUUAAUUCAUGAUAUGUGAGGGGCUUUUUCUCCCAGUUAUGGACCAAAGGGGGAAGAAAACAAGUAAGAAGAAGAAAAAGUGACCUUAGAUCCUUUGUAUUGAUUUAUUCAUCAAUACAAGUGGGGGAAGUUACCUGUAAUUUCUCAUGCCUGCAGUCGAGCCCUGUGGUAAACAUGUGUUCCCUCUAUUUUUAACCCAACAACAAGGUUUCUGAUGAUUUUCAAAUGUGACAGUGCAGAAAAAAAAGUGGACAGCUGAAAUCGUGGGACUGUCAUAAGGAGGGCGUCAGACAACUCUGCCUCUUUUGGUGGGCGUCGGUCUAGAACGGACACUCAGGUUGUUUGUAAUGACACUCUUGGCUUUUUACGGCCUUUUAAUGAAAGACACAAAACCCGGACUGCCACACAGGUUGGACUGGACUGAGCGCUCCUGCCAAUAAACUCAGUAUUUUGAACACUUAAGAGACAUCACAAUCUGUUCCUGAGCCUCUUGAAAGUGCUCCAGACGUUAUAUCGAAACAAAAGUUAUAUAACAUCUGCUGAAGACUGAAAGAGAAAAAAAAAGAAAAAUAUUCUUCUUAUUCAACAUUGUUUUUCCGGAAAUCUCAGUUGACAUUUCCAUUGCCGGUAAAGGACGGAUGAACAAUGCGAUUCCGGAUGUGUGAUGUUGGUCCUAAUCACACCUGAACGGGGCUCACUGAGCGCCCUGUGGCUGAGUCACUCUUUGCCAGCGCCUGCAGUGGGGCGUUGCUUCAGAGAUGAGGGGCGACAGUAUCAAUGGUGCGUUUCUUUAUUUUGUUCUCGCCAUGAGACGAGGCUCUUCUGUUAGCUUCCUCGACCUAAAGAAAAAGAAAAGAAGAAAAAAAGCAUGUCUUGUGUUUGUGAACAGCACACCGGCUUAUCGAAUCCAUGGGACAAGGGCUGUCAGCAAGGACACUCAGUUUAUUACUCGUCUAAUACUGCUGACCUGUAUGAGUGUGUGUAUGUGCGUGUGUGCAUGUGUGUGUGCGUGUGCGUGUGUGUGUGUGUGUAGGGGUAGUUGCGCGUUGACUUUGUUCUUUUUGUGUCAUUGCCUCUUCCGGCCGCUUUGUGCUGCAGAUCUACUGUAAUAUUGAUGUAUGUGAUGAACUGAGUCCAGAUUUCCUGCUGUAGGCGGCACUUUGUGAAUGUUCCUACUUGACGGACAGGUCGGCGGCGCAGGUGGUGUCACUGAACCGAGGGUCCGUUCAGUGAUCGCCCUCAGGGGACCAAAGAGCCUCGCAGGACACCAGCCUUGAGGUGUGACCUGUGACCUGUGACUGGAAGGCAAAGGUUGAAAAACACUGUAUUAUUUAUUUCACAAAUGUUUUUUUUUCUGUGUUUUCUAUUUAUUGUUCUGUUUUAUUGUGCUUUUAUUCUGAAAGUGAAGAGAAACAAAAGUAAAAGUGAAACAGAUCGACGAUCAAAAAGUGAGAACACUGUACAGAAGCUUGACUAUAAGAACACAAUGGAUUUCAUGCUAUAGAGCUUUUGCUUUUAGAAGUUGAGGGGGAGCGCAUUUUACUUUUAUGCAUAAUGCAGCAACUACAAUGCAACAACUUCUCAUUUAGUUUCAUCUGGUUAGAGCACGGUUUAAAAAUAAAUAAGAAAAAAAGGGUGAAAUCGGAGACACGAGCACAUGUGGAUGAACAAUCUAUAUCGAGCACAGCGCAGCAGGAAGAAGUUUCUCCCCAGCACUGCUCUGCAAAACUUUUCCUGGAGAAGUAAUCAAACAGGAACGAAGCCAACUGCGGCCCGGCGCCAGUUUCAGUUGGAUGAUUUGCUUCAUGCGGGACAUUGAGGCUGCUCUCCAAACCACAAAGGAGACGCUUGGAGACUCAAAUAACUGCCUGAAACAAAAUGUCUGAGAGCGAGAGGCGCGAAUACAACUGCUCGCUUUUCUCUCGACAGCUACGGCGACGCCACAGAGAGGCCGCCGAUUCACGACCGUUUCCAAUAAAUCUGAGUUGCUAUGCUCAACCCCCCCCCCCCUCCCCCCCAUGGCUUUAUGUGUUGAGACUGCUGCUUUGUUUAUUAUAUUAAGAAUGACUUAUAUGGCUUACAGUUGACAGACACAGUAAUCUGCCUCUCGGUCGCCGUCCUCUCUUCUGAAAACGCCUGUAUUGUCUCUUCUCCUGCUGCGUUUGGACCAUAACUGCACGGUCUGAGUUUUACGAUGCUCCCCCCCCCUCUCUCUCCCCAUCUGUCAUCAAAACCCUGCAGUUGAGACAAAUAAAGCAACUUG